GGAGACGAUGGUCAUUGCGCAAACAAUUUGGCCUGUACAAAUUCAAAUUGGCUUGGAGUGGACGUACAAAAUUUCAAAAAAGUGUCAAUGGUUUUUUCGACAUUGUUACAAGAACAAAUUCUGAUUAGAUAUAGAAAGUUGAAGUUUAUAAUAAAGAAAACUAUUUGUGUGGAAUUAUACAAAAAUGGCUUACGCUGAGAUGGAUAUGAAGGCGAAUCUGGCGGAUUUGUCUAAAAUACCUGUGAAAGAGUUCGAAAAACAUUUUCGUGAUUGGAUGGAACGCGACGAUGUGGCGCGGGCAUUGCAAGCAAAGUUGCGCACUGAUCUCAUAUUAAACUUUAAUAAAACUGCAUUAGGCCGCCAAAUAUUGGCGCAAACAACCACAACCACCACCGGCGGUUCUACGCAGCGUCUGACAUUGUCGCCAUUGGUGUUGGCGCUCAACACACUGGUGGCAGAGUUUCUCUAUGCACAAAAUUGCCAUUUUUCACUGUCAGUAUUUUGCACUGAGGUGCCGUUUCGCAAUACUCUGCCGGAUUUUGAAAACGCGCAGCACUUCCGUUUCACGAAUGAUGAAAUUAAGGAAAUCCUAGAAGCAAUUUUUGAUAAAACCUCCAAUGAGGCAGCGUUUAAAAAUAGUAUAAUAGGAAAAUAUGAAAGUAAUAAAAAUGUUUCAUUGCUGAUGCUGAUCAUGCGAUAUUUGUUGAGGCAAAAGGAGGAUUGUGCUAGAAAAUUAGCCUCUUUCAAAUCAGAAGCCGUCACGAAAGGAACACAAACUGCGCAAAUGAGUACUACGCCAUAUGAAGCGGAGCAAAUAUUGCCACCACAGCAUAGCCCUGAAGCACGAAAAUCAAAAACGGAGAUGCCAAAUAGUCAUUUAAAGUAUCUCAACAAGUACUUAAUGAUACUAUCGACUAAAGUGAAAGAAAUGUCUGAGCAGUUUGAAGAGAUGAGGAAGCAGCCUUACGCACUGCCAAGCACGCGCCUCUCAAAAUCUGUAAGAACGCGUCGGUACGAUAAGUUAAACCGCAGUCUGGAGCGGAUUACCAGCCAACUGAAGCAAAUGACACACACAAAGCGCAAAAGCAAGCAAGUUGUUGCCGUUGUGUCAGCUGUCGAUGCGCUAGCGGCACAAUUUUCAAAAUGCGUCGAGAGUUUCAGAUCGGUUUCGAGAGAGCUGAUUGCCAGCAAUGAGAAGCAACAGAAACUGCCAAAUGCUGAACCCCAUAAGCCACAGCAUACGCAAGCGGCAGUGCAGGUGGACCUUUCUUGCGGUCGCAUUCAAGGUGGCAAGGAAAAUAGGCCUGCUGAAGAGAAGACCUACACCGAUUGGGUGCACGAGAUGCGUCAUACAAAGAACGGCCAGAAGUUUUUGGACAGAAUAGAAGUUUCACUCAAAAAGGCGCUCAAUAGACAACGUGAGCUUUUGCGGAAUGAAUCCGAGGAGAAAUUGCAGCAUCAAAAACAGCUACUGAAAAUACAAUACAAGGAGAAGUUAAUGGAGCAUUUUAGCCAUCUUCCAGCAUAUGAUUAUUCCAGAGAAGCGCGCAAGCUCAACGAAAGUAUAGGCCAGCAACUGCAAGAGUUCGAGUCUCGUCAUUCGGCGUUACUGCAAAAGAUGGAAGAUGAUCAUAAGUUAGCAGCCAAGCACUUGCCAACAGCUGUUGGAGAAAUAGAAUCGGAACCAGUUGCUAAUGCGGCAACGGAAAUGAAUGAUAAAAUUGCGCGACCAGUUGUUAAAGAAAUGGAGCCUACCAAAACUCGAGAUCCGGUUUUGCAUGAUGCGGUGAAUACACAAAAACAAUUGCAAAAAAUGGUACAAAGUAUAGCACAGCAAGAACGCACUGUGGACCAAAUCGUGCACGACGCCAGAAUGCGAAUACAAGAACUUGAAAAUGAAAGCAAUCAGUUGGAGUUGAACUUCCGUAAUUAUCUAGAGCGUCAACGUCUGCAGGCCGAGACCAUGCGCGAAGUGGUGUCCAGUCUUUCAGAAAACCAUAAAAACGAAAAACAUUGCCUAAAAUAUAGCACAAACAAUCGUACACGUUUUAAAAGUAUACAGAAAACUUCCGAAUUGAAAACGGAAAACACUAAAAAAUGUGCGGUUAAGCCAAAGACCCGCAACAAAGCUGUAAAGCCAAAAGAUUCCUUGGAAGAUUUGACGGACCAAGAAAAUAAAAGUCCAAAUUUCAAAUAUCCAAAUGCAAUUUUGGAUGCGAAAUCAAAACUAUUCAAAAGUGAUGGGCGCUGCCACUAUUUAUCCACCAAACAAAGGAGAAAUGAUGAUGAAGCGCUUUGUGAGGCGGGUAUCGAAUCUUUUUACUACAACCGACAUUUCGGCAGGCACGGUUCGCAUAGUAACUUGGCACCGACCAAUGUUUGCACGGGUCAAGCGAAUCAGAUGCCUACGAUGCCUUUAAGCUCAACAGACGUAAAUUGCAUCGGCGACGCUAAUGCACUGAGCGCACGAGGCAGCGGAAAAGCGCUUGAUAAAGGUUGUAAAAUGCUUCCAAAUACCUCAGCUUCUGAACGUGAGGAACCUUCGCGGAUGAACACAUAUUCACCAGCUACAAUUCCAAAUACAAAAACAUCACGAACGCUCAAUCCGAAAUCAUUGCCACCAUUACCAGACGCACCGAUUCCAACAGUAAUUGGAUCUACAACAAUGUCACUUACUGUUGCAACAGUUGCGGCUGCCAAUGGUGCGCGCAAUGAAAAUGAAGUCGAAAGUUCGUUGGAAGUUUUAGCGAAUCAGGCGAAAUCCGAAACGUCCACCUCAACAAAUGGCGAUGGAAAUCUACCUAAUAAAAGUACAAAUUGUGACAGCUCCAAUGCAAAUCGAGCAGACCAGCCGCUAAGCACGCGCGUUAGUGGAAAUAUAGAACAAAAAAUUGCGCAGGGGCUGCUGAGUGAGGAAAGCAAAGGGGCGAAUCAGACAGGUACCGCAGGUUUUGAGGCAAAUGUUUAUGCGGAGCGAAUCACCAUCACAAAAAACCCAGUUACCAACGCAGUAACGCUGAUAGAAACCAUGGAAAGAAUGCAGCGGCUUUUUACUGAAAGCCCAACGAACGCAACGAAAAGAAAAUGGCAGCAGGAGCGGGAGAAAAUACAGCAAAAUCAGAAACUUCAACAAAGAUCUUCGAAUGAAGAAGUAGGAGAAAUAAAGGAACAACCUCAAACAGUUAGCCAAAGCGAGGAGAAUGCGUCCAAAAAUGCGUGCGAAAAACCCAGCACUUCCGCAGAGCGCCUGCUUGGUGUUAACGCAGAGAAAAAUAAGACGAACCAAAACGAUGAAAUACAGCAAACCUCGAAAAGCGAGGAGGAGUCUAACCAACCAUUAAAUACCUUCGUCAACACAGCUUCCGCCGUGGGUAGUAUCACGAAACAAGAAGGAACCACCGGAAUUAUACACCAAGCUUUCAAUAUUGCAGCCUCCAAUAAAGCAUUGGUCCCAACAAUUUCCUCUACGACCUUUUCCAUACGCGUAGACGCAGAUAAUCUGAAAGAAAGUGUUAGUGAGUCAUCGAUUGAAAUCGCCAGUAUGGCGGAGGCCGCGUCUGCCUCGUCCAUUGAGUUGGCUGACUUAAUCGCUGACGCCGAAGAGGACGAUUCGGAAGCGGAUGUGGAAGAAGAGGAACCAAUGGGUGGAAUUAAAAUAGACACUGCCUCAAUGCCGGCAAUCGAAGAGGUCUCAGAUGUUAGUUCUUCAUCCAGCAGCUUACUUAGCAUGUCACAAUUUGGUGGCGGUGGUGGUGGCGCAGUUCAGAGAAAGCAAAGUGAUAGUGGUAGCGAUUUCUGGUAGUAAAAUGCAAGCCCAAGCGUUGGCAGUUCUCCACUAAGGUAAUACUCAGCGAGCGCUGAAGAGUAAAUCAAGCACAAAAGUUUUCAACCAAAGUUUACAAAGCAUAAAAACCAUAAUAAAUAUUUUAGUUCACCAAUACGAAAUUAAGCAUUGAUUCAAUGGCUAUUUUUUUAAAUUCAAAAUAAAUAAUUUAAAACUGUUUUUUUUAAUGUGAAAUAUAAAAUUUAAAUAAAAAUUAUUUGUAAUUAUUCAGAAAUGACCGUAUAAUUGACAAGUAAAA
Messenger RNA from Anastrepha ludens (Mexican fruit fly), 4082 nucleotides. RefSeq lists its product as uncharacterized. The record is from RefSeq and is a predicted model, not a curated record. The transcript is spliced from 6 exons. Gene Ontology annotation, molecular function: protein binding. Lineage: Eukaryota; Metazoa; Arthropoda; Insecta; Diptera; Tephritidae. The coding region runs from base 185 to 3802 and encodes 1205 amino acids.